Molecule: messenger RNA, 882 nt
Organism: Mobula hypostoma (lesser devil ray)
Lineage: Eukaryota; Metazoa; Chordata; Chondrichthyes; Myliobatiformes; Myliobatidae
Gene: shox2
Product: shox homeobox 2
Exons: 5
Coding region: 1-882 (293 amino acids)
Biological process (GO): regulation of transcription by RNA polymerase II
Cellular component (GO): nucleus
Molecular function (GO): DNA-binding transcription factor activity, RNA polymerase II-specific; sequence-specific double-stranded DNA binding
Source: RefSeq, a predicted model, not a curated record
AUGGAAGAACUUACAGCUUUUGUUUCGAAGUCUUUUGAUCAAAAAGUGAAAGAAAGGAAGGAUGGGAUCACGUACAGAGAAGUUCUUGAGAGCGGGCCUGUGCGAGCUCGAGAGCCGGGUCUGAGUGAAGGAAGCCGGGAUGAAGUAAUCAGCGCACAGCGUGGGGUGUCUCGAUCCCCAAGUAGCGAACCAGAGAUCGGGCCAGAGAGACCGCGGGACAGCGGCACUCCGAAAUUAACUGAUCCGGGAAGUGGUGACAUUAAAGAGAAAAAAGAAGACACCAAACCAGUGGAAGAGGAGGCGCAGACAAAAAUUAAGCAACGGCGAAGUCGGACUAACUUCACACUGGAACAGCUAAAUGAGCUAGAGAGGUUGUUCGAUGAGACUCAUUAUCCGGAUGCAUUUAUGAGGGAAGAGCUGAGCCAGAGGCUGGGGCUCUCCGAAGCCAGGGUACAAGUAUGGUUUCAGAACAGAAGAGCAAAAUGUCGAAAACAAGAGAAUCAACUUCAUAAAGGUGUGCUUAUUGGAACCGCUAGUCAGUUUGAAGCUUGUCGAGUCGCACCAUACGUUAACGUGGGAGCUUUGAGGAUGCCAUUUCAACAGGAGAAUCAUUGCAACAUGACGCCGUUGUCCUUUCAAGUCCAAGCGCAAUUGCAGUUGGAUAGCGUGGCGCACGCGCAUCACCACCUCCAUCCGCACCUGGCGGCACAUGCUCCCUACAUGAUGUUCCCACCGCCGCCCUUCGGUUUGCCACUGGCCACCUUGGCAGAAUCUGCUACUGUGGUGGCAGCGGCAGCGGCGGCCAAAACCACGAGUAAAAACUCCAGCAUUGCAGACUUGAGACUCAAAGCAAAAAAACACGCCGCAGCACUAGGUCUGUGA